This is a messenger RNA of Sciurus carolinensis (gray squirrel), 2486 nucleotides long. Its product is annotated as angiotensin-converting enzyme-like protein Ace3. Gene Ontology annotation, biological process: proteolysis. Gene Ontology annotation, cellular component: plasma membrane. Gene Ontology annotation, molecular function: peptidyl-dipeptidase activity; metallopeptidase activity. Lineage: Eukaryota; Metazoa; Chordata; Mammalia; Rodentia; Sciuridae. The transcript is spliced from 14 exons. The record is from RefSeq and is a predicted model, not a curated record. The coding region runs from base 108 to 2069 and encodes 653 amino acids.
UGGACAGCUAUCUGUUUGAACCCCUGCCUUCAUUUCUUUUGUGUAUAUACCUUGAAGUGGAAUUUCUGGAUCUGAAGCUGCGCAAGGAGGUGGAGAGGUCCCAGGUCAUGGUGUACUUCGGCAGCCGGGCCCGCCUGUUUAAGAUCGCCCAGUUCCAGGACCCGGCCGUGAAGCGCAUGCUGAGUAAGCUGCUGGACAUAGGCAAGGCGGCCUUGCCCAAGGACGAGCUCUGGGAGUACAACAAGCUUCUGGCCUACAUGGAGACGGCGUACAGUAUGGCCCAGGUGUGCCUGGAUGAGGGGCCCUGCCUGCCCCUGGAGCCUGACCUCCAAGAAAUCAUGGCCAACUCCAGGGACCAGAAGGAACUGCUUUGGGCCUGGCAAGGCUGGCGGGAUGCUGUGGGUCGCCAGCUCCGUCCCAUCUAUGAGCGCUAUGUAAUCCUCAGCAACAAGGCCGCACAGCUCAAUGGCUACAAAGAUAUGGGGGCUUUGUGGCGCUCCAAGUAUGAGGAUGAGACCCUGGAGCAAGACCUGGAGCGGAUCUACCAGGAGCUGCAGCCGCUCUACCUGAACCUGCACGCCUACGUGCGCCGCUCCCUGCACCGCCACUAUGGGCCCGAGAUCAUCGACGUGAGGGGGCCCAUCCCUGCUCACCUGCUAGGGAACAUGUGGGCUCAGUCAUGGGUCAACAUCCUAGACCUGGUCUUGCCCUUCCCCAAGAAACCCCCUGAGGACAUCACGAAGAUCAUGAAAGGCCAGCGCUGGAAGCCUGGGAAAAUGUUUGAAGAGGCUGAAAAAUUUUUUACCUCCUUGGGGAUGCUGGCCGCCCCACCUGAUUUCUGGAAAAAGUCAAUGUUGGAGAGACCACCCGAUGGGCGGGAGGUGGAGUGCCAGACCUCUGCCUGGGACUUCUACAAUGGCAAGGACUUCAGGGUAAAGAAGUGCACUGAAGUGAACAUAGAAGAUCUGCUGUCCAUCUUCCACCAGAUGGGCCAUAUCCAGUACUUCCUACAGUACAAGAACCUCUCCAUCCUCUUCCGAGAAGGCGCCAAUCCUGCCUUUGGAGAGGCCGUGGGGUCGAUGAUCACCCUCUCAGCCUCCUCCUAUCAGCAUCUGCUUAACAGAGGCCUGCUCAGCCAGCAGCACCAGGACUCAGAGGAGGAGGUCAACUUCCUAAUGGGCAUUGCCCUGGACAAGAUUGCCUUCAUUCCCUUUGGCUACAUGAUAGAUAUGUUCCGCUGGAAGAUCUUUGAUGGCACCAUCCAAAAGGACAUCUACAACCAGGAGUGGUGGAACUUCAGGUUGAAGUACCAGGGCCUGUGCCCCCCUAUUCCUCGGUCAGAGGAUGACUUUGACCCAGGUGCCAAGUUCCACAUUUCUGCCAGCGUGCCCUACAUAGGGUACUUCCUGAGCCUAGUGCUUCAGUUCCAGUUUCACGAAGCUCUGUGCAAGGCCGCAGGCCACAUGGGACCACUGCACCAGUGUAACAUCUAUAACUCCAAGAUGGCUGGGAAGAUCCUGGGGGAUGUCCUGAAGCUGGGCUCAAGCAAGCCCUGGCCAGAGGUCCUAAAGGAGCUGACGGGGCAGUCCAAGGUGUCUACGGAGGCCCUCCUGAGCUACUUCAAGCCACUGCUGAACUGGCUGGUGACUGAGAAUGUGCAGCAGGGGGAAAUCCUGGGCUGGCCAGACUUCGGCUGUUCCUUCCCAGAAAGAAAAAAACCUAAAGCGGCAUUCCUGGGUACGGAGUUGGAGUCUAAAGCGGCCAAGUCUGGGCAGUGGGUGCUGUUGGUCCUGAGCUUGAUAAUGUUCGUGAUGGUUCUGGGGCUGGCCUCCAGGCUAUUCAACCUGGAAAGACAGUCACUGAACAAGGACUCAGACAACACCGAGCCUGGUGGCACCUACUUCCUAGGCGUAGCCAUGGAGCCCCACCAGGCUGCCCGAGGACAGUGGAUGUUGCUGGGCCUCUGUCUCAUCCUGAUGCUGUGCUCAAUUAUUUUGACCAUUCGGAUCUUCACAUGGCAGAACCAGAAGUCUCCGUGGAUGAAAAAUGAAAAAUGGGACUCGGACUAGCCACCAAUGAGACUGCCAGCCUGCCCCCACAACAGGGGCAACCAGGACACCUCUGCCCCCCGGGAGGCCACAUUUGCAGCCCUCUCAUCCCCAGCCACAGUGACCAAUGAGGUCCCCACCAGACACUGGCUCUGCAUGGAAAAGUCACACUCAACCGAGGACUCCAAGUCCUUCACCUGGACACCAGCAAAAGCUUCACUGAGCCUCCUUGGCCAUUCUCCCUCCCCCACCAACCAUUGUAAAGUUUAUUUUGCCAGAAUAUUUCCUUCAAAUUUCUUCAAAUUUCCUUCCAAAUGUCUAACUGCUGAAGAACUUGGUUGUCCAUCAAUUAAACCUAGAUGUUCAAAAUGGCAUCAGAGGGUCUUUAUAAAUUACCCUUUUUCUGCAUCCUCACCUCUCCCACUCCCCAGCUCAGUC